Messenger RNA from Kockovaella imperatae, 2463 nucleotides. RefSeq names its product OPT oligopeptide transporter protein-domain-containing protein. The transcript is spliced from 4 exons. Lineage: Eukaryota; Fungi; Basidiomycota; Tremellomycetes; Tremellales; Cuniculitremaceae. Gene Ontology annotation, biological process: transmembrane transport. Gene Ontology annotation, molecular function: oligopeptide transmembrane transporter activity. The coding region runs from base 1 to 2463 and encodes 820 amino acids. The record is from RefSeq and is a predicted model, not a curated record.
AUGGAGCUCGGCACCAAUGCGAAUGAAAUUUUGGAGCUCGAGGAGCAAGUCGGCUCCCUUACUCUCGAGCGCACUGUCCGCAUCAUCACCGAGCUGGUCCAGAUGCACAAGGGAGACCCGAACUUCUCUUACGAAAUGUAUGACAAGAUGGAAACUUUCAUCGCGGACCCCUCCAUAGUAGCCUCUCCAGACAAGCAUGCGGACCUCAUCUACGCCAUGAAACUCGAGGCAAUUCUUGCCACGGAGAACUCUCCAUAUCCGGAAGUCCGGGCAAAUGUGGAUCCCGUUGACGACCCUGACCUGCCUUGCUCUACGGUGAGAGCCUGGUCUAUGGGGAUCGUCUUUUCGGUGUUUGGUACUUUCAUCGACACCCUGUUCGCUUUCCGAUACCCAGGUAUCAGCAUUGGAGUCAACGUGGCGCAGCUGGUGGCCUACCCCAUUGGCUGCUUCUUCGCUCGGGUACUACCAGACUGGCGGGUCAGCGUUUUCGGCUCUGAAAUUUCCCUCAACCCUGGUCCUUUUAACCGUAAGGAACACAUGCUCAUCACCAUCAUGGCAAACGUCUCGUUCGGGGCGCCUUACACGUUCUAUAUCAUCCCGGUGCAAGCCAUGCCGCAGUACUUCAACAUGCCCUUUGCGAAGCGACCAGGUUACCAGAUCUGCAUUUCGCUCGCGGUCAACCUCUUUGGCUACGGAAUGGCUGGAAUUCUGCGAAGAUUCCUCGUGUGGCCAUCCAUCGCCAUCUGGCCUUCGUCGCUGAGUACAAUCGCCCUGAUCAAGGCCUUCCACGAGGGUAGCAAUGAGCCCGUCCAAGGACCUUUUAAACGACUUUACAGAGCCUCUAGAGAGAAGAUCUUCCUUGUCGGGACAGCCGGAAUGUUCUGCUAUUGGCUCUUCCCUGGCUAUAUUUUCGGCGCCCUUUCGAUCUUCUCGUGGAUGACAUGGAUUGCGCCAAACAACGUUACGCUCGAUGCCAUCUGCGGUAUCCAGGGAGGUCUAGGCCUGAACCCCUGGCCGACCUUCGACUGGAAUAUAUUUGGAGGUUCAGGUUUGUAUUUGCCAACCUUUGCCGUCGUGAAUCAGUGCAUCGGUAUCGUCGUUGCCGCGCUUAUGAUCAUUGGAGUUUGGUUCUCGAACGCGUGGAACACCGGAUAUCUCCCUAUCAACUCGAACGGGCCUUUCGAUGACACCGGAAACCGGUACAAUGCGACACGGGUAUUGGACAGCGAUGGCGCGCUGAAUGAGGAGCUAUAUCAAGACUACUCGCAGCCCUGGUUCUCUGCUGGAUAUAUCGUCUACAACAUUUUCGCCUUUGCUCAAUACACGGCGUGCUUUACCUAUGUGUGGAUGUUCCACUCCUCCACCAUCAAGACUGGACUGAAGGGGAUUUACCGAAAUGUUUUCAAAAAGGGACAAGAGGAGGAACUCGAAGAGGAUGUGCAUUUCCGACUGAUGCAGGCCUAUAGAGAUGCGCCAGAUUGGUGGUAUGUCGUACUGCUCAUCGUCCCCUUCUUCUUUGGCAUUGCCGCAGUCGCCGCGUAUCCCACCCACGCGUCUGUGGGCGCUCUCUUCUACGGUAUUUUGAUUCCGGUGGUCUUCAUUAUUCCCAUCGGAGUCAUUCAAGCCGUCACUGGUAUUUCGGUCGCGCUCAAUAUCAUCGGUGACAUCCUUGGGGGACUGAUUAAUGCCGGUCAUCCCAACGGUCUCAUGUACUUCAAGUGUUGGGCAUACCUCUCUUCGUGGCAAGCUCUUAGCUUUGCCAACGAUUUGAAAUUGGCUCACUAUCAGAAGAUUCCACCUCGAGUCACUUUCAUGGCCCAGAUUGUCGCUACUUUCAUCUUCUCGGUUGUUUCAGCGCUCGAAUUCAACUUUAUCAUGGGACUACGAGACGUAUGCACCCCUGACGCGGCUUUCCGAUUCACUUGCCCGUACCAAACGAGUUUCUUUACCGCCACCAUCUUCUGGGGAGUCAUUGGUCCCAAAAAACUUUUCGGCCCCGGCCAACGAUACAACAUGAUGCUGCUCGGUUUCCCCCUCGGUCUGGUCCUCGUACUGAUCUACUGGGGUCUCUUGAAGGCUUUCCCAAAGAAGAAAUGGAUCCGAAACUUCCACCCUGUCAUGCUCAUCACCGGCCCCGUCGGCUACGGUGCGCCAUACAAUUUGGCUUUCAAUUUGGGUAACCUUUACGUCAACUUGCUGUCCUUCCAAUAUAUUCGAAAGCACUACCUAGCAUUCUGGGCCAAGUGGAACUAUGUCAUCUCUGCCGCGUUCUCCUGCGGUAUCGCUCUUUGCGGAUUGUUUAUUUUCUUCGCAUUGGAGAUUCCCAAGAGUGGCACUUUGGCAUUCCCCACCUGGUGGGGCAACACGGUAACUGGCUUGGGCUGCGAAGGCGACUAUGGCUGCCCAAGGCUCGUGCUCGCUGAAGGCGGGCACUUUGGCGCUGGACAGGGCCAGUAUCAGUGA